This is a messenger RNA of Drechmeria coniospora, 3639 nucleotides long. RefSeq lists its product as uncharacterized. The record is from RefSeq and is a predicted model, not a curated record. The coding region runs from base 1 to 3639 and encodes 1212 amino acids. Lineage: Eukaryota; Fungi; Ascomycota; Sordariomycetes; Hypocreales; Ophiocordycipitaceae. The transcript has a single exon.
AUGGUCAUGGCAGAUGAACAUGUCCCGCCGCGAGCGAUGCCCGAGAGGCACCCUCGCUCCAGCGCCGAGACGGGCCCGACGGGCCAGGCGGGGGAGUCGAGCACGGCCGGGAGCCUGCUCGAUGCCACGUCGUCUCCCAAACACCGCGGACAUCAAGACGACUCGGCUCGCAGCCCAACGGCCGCCGGCGUGAUGCUGGUGCCUCGGGGCAGGGGCAGCACGAGGAGGCGCCUCCAGAACCGAUCGGGUCGAGCCGGCUUCCUGCUGCACGACCUCGCCGCCGGACACGCCGAGUUUCGGGGCCCGGACGGCGACGAUGCCAACCUCCAAGUGCGCACUCCCGAAUCAUCUCGACUCCUCGACGCCCGGCGUGGCAAGCGCCCCGGGGCCCUGUCCGAGGCUGAUGCCGGCCAGAGCCCCGCCUCCCCUGGAAGCCCGCGGGGGAAAUCACCCAGCGAACCCUUCACGGACCCAUCAAUGUCCUCGUCGCCGCACGAUCCGUCCGGGCUCGACAUCGAUUCGGCCCAGAUUGUGCACAUGGCAUUGAACCUCAGCGAAUCCCGCAGAAUGGCCGCUCGAUCGAGUGCCUCCCGAGGCACACCACCCCGCCUCGUCCCCCUGCGGGAUGCCGCUUCGGCCAGCAACCUACGGCAGCACCUGCAGCAGCAGCGCAGGACCUCUCGCCGCGGCAGCCCCAAGCCCGGCCGCGAGUCGUCGCCAACCGUGUCUCCGGCCGUCCGCCUGAGCGGCACCGCGGCCGCUGACUUCGAGACCGGGCACGAUCGGGAGUACCGCUACCUCUUCUCCGCCUCGACCUUGGCGAGGGCGCAAAAGGCCAAGGAGCACAUGGAGCUCAUGGCCCAGUACUGGCGGCUGCUCGAGAAGCUCCCGCCGCUGAAGCCGGGAUUCGACCGCCCCGUCCCGUCGAGCCCUCCCGGCACGUCCACGGGAGCUCAACCGAGCAGGGUUCCCUCCAUCGAACCGUCGUUGCUACCGCUCGGACGUCAGUACAACCCCCUGCAGUACAUUCGAAAUCGAAAGGUUCGCGCGCGCGAGCGCAAGGUCAUCGACGGCGAACGGCAAGGCUUUGGAGACGUCGACGAGGUUCGUCUCUGGGUCGACGAGGUCUGCUCCUCCUCCUCCUCCUCCUCGCUCCACCCCUUCUCCGACAUGGACCGGCCUCCGAUGCCGACGUUCCGUGGGGCCGACGAGUCGAAAACGCAAGCGACGCCCGACGCCGCCGCGAGGGCCGCCGCGAGGCCGAGGCGGCCGCGGGUCGACUGGUUCGUCGAGCCGUGCGACAUGGUGGCGGAUGCCUACUGGCUGGAGCAGGACGAUCACAGACACCUCAUCGAGGAUCGCCAGUGGCGCAAGAUAUUCCCCGACAGGGUUGCCAUGGCCAAAUCCGUCUCGCACGAGACCGCCGACGCCAGUCCUGUCCUGCCUCCCUUCUCGCUCCACGGAGACUCGUUGCACGACGUGCACGCGACGGGCAUGAGCAAAAUCGACACGAAUCACUCCCACGGCAGCACGAGAGACCGGGCCAAGCAGAAGCUGCAAAACAUACGAACGUACCCCCAUCGUCACACCGGCUCGCUCGGCCACCACCACGAAUACAUGUGGGGGAAGAACGACUCGGCAUCGGAGCUCUCCGAUAGUGGGAACGAGAGCCAGGCGGACCAGAAGUUCAAAUGGCUCAACCGGAGAGGGACCAUCUCGAGCAACACGAAUGACCUUCUCCAGAAGCAAAUGUUGGAAAUGGUGGCCAAGGAAGCCCGCGAGCGUGAGCUCGACGAUACCGUCGCCGACGCGAAGCCGCCCGGCUCCCCGGAAGUCAUGACGCCCGAACCCACGGUCAGGUCGCAUCCGCCCAGCCGAUUUCACAGCAGGACGACGUCUCCCGCCGAUCUCGCCAGGGUCGGUGGCCGGGCCGUCGUCGACAGGUCGCGUCCGGGCUCGCCGCUGCAGAUGUACCACUUCAGCCGGAACAGCAUCGACGAGACGGACCCUCACUCGAGGCAAUCGAUGGAAAAGGUCGCAUCCACGCCGGCAUCCCCGGAAUUGCGCUCCGUGAGAGACGUCGAGCCCGCCAUCACACUCUCUCCGCCGUGGAGCCGGCCCGGUUCGCCGACGAAGAACGCCAUCAACAAAAUCAAGCAAAUCAUGCGCGACAAGAGUUCCGACGCCGGACACGGACCGCGCGAAAAGGACGACCGUGAUGACGGUCGCCGCCUCGCGAGGCUUCCCGAUUCUGCUUCGUCGCCGACGAGGCCAGGACCGUCGGCAAGGCGGCGCUCCAGUCCUCCCAAGAAACUCCCCUUCGAACGGCCAUCCGAGUCGGCGAGGGCGCAACGAACACCCGGGGGCAUGCGGCUUCAGCCAGACGAUCAAGUCGUCGGCCUGCGUGGAAUGUUCAAGGGGCCACGGCUUGACACCGUCAUCCGCGGCGGCGUCUCCAAGCUGGGCGACAUUCUCUGGAAGAAGGAUGGAUCCGGCGAGUCCCAGCCAGAGUUUGAAUCGACGGACGAAUCGGAGAGCGAGCGGGCCAGGAGGAGACAUCUGACGGCCGCGCCCGUGUUGGCGAAGCAGACGAUGCGUGCACGAGACAGAGGCCAGCAGCGCGACAGGCACUUCCUCGACGCCAUGCCCGAGUUCAACCACGCUCCCGGACGCUCGCACAGCGCCGGCGACAGCUAUCAGGGGAGCACGCCGUCGGAGUCGGUGGGCCACAGCCGCAAGUCGUCGCGCUUCGAUCUCCUCAAGCCUCCGCGAAUCCAGCCUCCGAGCACGUCUUCGUCCGUGUCCCCCCCGGGCGUCAGGCAGAUUCGCCUCAACGACUCCGACAUAUCAGAGUCGGAGUCCUUCAUCGGACGCCUGCCCGAGAGCGUUCGCGAUGCACUGCGACCGCCGGAUGCCGCCGACGAGAGCGGCAAGAGACAGAGUCGACAUUGGUCCAUCGCCGACAAGAGUAGAUCGACGGAGCAGACCCGUCUCUCGAGGCGGGAGAUUGCCCGCAUGAGGGCUCUCAUCCUGAGCUCCGGCAUCAAAGCCAUGGAGAUUGACCGACGGGCAAACGAGCCUUGUGGGCUCUCCGGUAUGCAGAGCCUCGCGGGCCUGGGCACCUCGAGCGGAACGGGCCGUCGCGUCGAGUUGGCAGAUCUGGCCGAGCUGAACCCGGACGGGUCGCGCCAGUUCGUGUGCCGCGAGUUCUACCCUGCCACGGCCAAGUCGCUGGGUGGCGCGAUUCAAGUGUCCGGCCAGCGCUGGCAGGCCUCGGCCGAUCGAUUCACGCACAAGACCAGUCCGGAGCUUCAGAGACGCAUCGGCGCAUUGCACUCACGACUCGUCGGCGAACUUUCCGACAUGACGCGGAGGGCCGCCGAUGAAGCCGACGAGACGGGCCGGGACCUCGCUCUCGGCCAACCCCUGAAGCUGAAGCACGUUGUCGAUACCAUCGAGAAGAUGCUCCGCCGCCGCCGCCGCCGGCUGCGAUGGGUGCGGCGGGCGCUUUGGCUCACCGUCGAAUGGCUGCUCGUCGGUUUCAUGUGGUACGUGUGGUUCAUGGUCGUCAUACUGCGCGUCCUUUUCGGCGUCAGCAAGGGGGUUUGGAGCGCCGUGAGGUGGCUGCUCUGGAUGUAG